AUGGCCGCCUUCCUGAGGAAGCCUCUAAAACUAGCUCUGGUGCAGCUAGCAUCAGGCGCUGAUAAGACCGUCAACCUCUCGCAUGCCCGGAGCAAAGUCCUUGAAGCCGCGCAGGCAGGCGCACGACUGAUUGUCCUCCCUGAGUGUUUUAACUCCCCCUACGGCACACAGUACUUCCCCAAGUACGCCGAGACCCUGCACCCGUCGCCGCCGACGAAGGAGCAGUCUCCCUCAUACCACGCACUGUCGGCCAUCGCGGCCGAGGCCAAUGCCUACCUGGUGGGCGGGAGUAUCCCAGAGCUGGAAACCUCCAGCAAGAAAUACUACAAUACUUCGCUGGUGUUCUCGCCGUCAGGAUCCUUGAUCGGCACGCACCGCAAGACGCACCUGUUCGACAUCGACAUCCCGGGCAAGAUCAGCUUCAAGGAGAGCGAUGUGCUGUCCCCAGGCGAUCAUCUGACGGUGAUUGAUCUCCCUGAGUACGGCAAGAUUGGGCUCGCCAUUUGCUACGACAUCCGGUUCCCGGAAGCGGCCAUGAUCGCUGCACGCAAGGGCGCGUUCCUUCUGGUCUACCCGGGCGCUUUCAACACCACCACUGGCCCACUCCACUGGUCGCUGCUGGGUCGCGCCCGCGCUGUUGAUAAUCAGUCAUAUGUGGCGCUCUGCAGCCCCGCCCGGGACGUAAAUGCCUCCUACCAGGCCUAUGGCCACACCCUGAUUGCCGAUCCUAGUGCCAAUAUCCUUUCCGAGGCCGAGGAUUCCGAAACUAUUAUCUACGCCGAUUUGAGCGAUGAAGCUAUCGUGAAUAUCCGCAAAGGCAUCCCCAUCUACACUCAGCGACGAUUUGACCUCUAUCUGGAUGUGAGCGAGGGCCAGAAUUAA
Molecule: messenger RNA, 882 nt
Organism: Penicillium alfredii
Lineage: Eukaryota; Fungi; Ascomycota; Eurotiomycetes; Eurotiales; Aspergillaceae
Product: carbon-nitrogen hydrolase family protein
Exons: 2
Coding region: 1-882 (293 amino acids)
Biological process (GO): L-glutamine metabolic process; oxaloacetate metabolic process
Cellular component (GO): mitochondrion
Molecular function (GO): omega-amidase activity
Source: RefSeq, a predicted model, not a curated record